Molecule: messenger RNA, 2469 nt
Organism: Botrytis fragariae
Lineage: Eukaryota; Fungi; Ascomycota; Leotiomycetes; Helotiales; Sclerotiniaceae
Exons: 1
Coding region: 1-2469 (822 amino acids)
Source: RefSeq, a predicted model, not a curated record
AUGGAGAUCUACAAGCCUGUAGGUUACAGCAUGAGGCAUGGUAACCCCAUGGUGGACCCCGAUGAAGAGCCAUACGCCAUAAGAAUGUCGAGAAUGUUCGCCAACAUUGACUUGCAACGGCCCAUAACGUUAAAAGAAGAUGAGAUUGCUACGGCUAUCCUAAAGGCAGAAGGACUCGCAAAGAAUUGGGAUCUCUUGCAAAACAUCUUGGGUGCAUACGAGCCAGUCAUACGAAAGCGCUGGUCCAAGAAAUCUAAGGUUAAACGUGCUCAACUUCUGCAGGAAGUGUAUCCAGAAAUCCCAAAGCAGCAUGCGUCAGACUUUGAUAAUAUGCGAGCUCGUUGGUUUGGAGCACCCCCAAAGUUGGAUGAGUAUCAGAGAUCUAUGGAGACACCAUAUAUUAAUUUGGAGGACCUCACACAAGGCAUGUUCUUGCCUCUCUUUUUGAACUCGAGAGGCCGAUAUUCCCCGCAUCUAUUUGUACAUGUUGAUCUCUACGCUAUGCACUUCGGGUUAAAUAUGUGGGAGAUUCCAGAGCCCAAGAUCUAUGAUGGUCUGACGCCAUGGAAACGCGCUGUCGUCUUCAAAAGUCCAGAUUCGGGAAAAUACAUGGAGUUCCUCGAGUUAAAGGAACAAUCAGAUGAGGCUUAUGCAUCUGGCCUAGGGUUCUCUCCAGGAAAAGCAAUGGUGGUGUUGAGAGCACAGGUUUUCAUGUAUCAAUUCCUUGUAAAGUGUUGCUCAGCAAUACUUCAUGACAUUCCAGCGCUUCUGGACGACAAUCAUGAGUUCAAUAUCGUCCCUGAACCAGAAAUUAUCUCUCCCUCUUCCUCUCAGCGUCUGAGUACUGUCUUUUCUGCAACCGAGUCCCCUUAUAGACCACCUAGUCAGAUCGACUUUCAAAGAAUCGAAGACCUCCUUGAAGCGAGACGCGCCGCAGCAGAAGAUCACCUAUGGUCUCUAAGAGAAGAUCCUAGCUAUUUUGCUGAAAUGCUUGAAGCUCGAGGCGAACGCUAUUGUUAUACCAGCGAAGAAGAUUCGAGAGGAUUUGAAGUAGUCAAUAUCCUUGAAUACGCAUGUGUAUCCUUGCUCCUUUGGAACAAUCUGCGGGAUGAUUUUCGGCACUGGCGAAAUCUUGAAAGAAAGUAUUCGACAGAGAUAGCUUCUGACAGGCAGCUUCCAUCUGAGUAUGAAAAAGCAUUCGUGUGCUUUUGGGACAAUCUAGAUCGGGCUAGUGAAUAUUUGAGAAUGGAUCACUUAAGGCCAGAGAUUAUAUUCUCAAAAGUCUUCCAAGACAGCAUAGUCACAGAUAUCCUGCUUGAUUAUACUGAUAAAAUACGAGGAAACGUGAAAGCCGGAGCGCGGGAUAAACUCUUCUUCAUACUAUAUGAGUUGUCUCAAAACGAGGCUAUUCUCUAUUGCUCGCUGCCGGAUCUGGUUGAUGAGCUCGAGCGUUAUCUACUUGCAAACCCAGCUGAAAAAGACCGCAUUACAACCUUGGGGGGGUCAAUCUUAUCGGACAUUGGCAUUGUUGCUUCGAUCAGUCGGGAUUUAUAUCUCUAUCAACCUUGGGCAUCAUCGGUAAACCAAAGACUUAAGGCCGAUGAUGGCACCAUAAAAGCCAUUACGGAGUCUAAAUGGAAACGCACGUUGGAUGUAUUUGAAAAUUUGGAGAACCAAGCCGUGGACGAGCUUACAAAGCUCAUUGAAUCGCCCCACUGCUUUCACUACCCUGCAGAGAGACGACGAAAUGCGGCGAAUAAUCACAGAAUGCGACAAGCUGAGAACUUGCUCGAUAAGGUCUGGGAUCACCUUAAUCAAGCUUACUUUGAUGCUUCCAGAGAGACCACACUAAGUAUAGCCCUUCAAGAUCUUAUCUCGAGCGAAAGAAGGUUGAUUCGAACGCCAAGAUGGGUUGAAGUGGCUCCCAAGGCCAAGCCGCCUCUCGAACAACGCACUGCAAUUGAUGACGAGCUGAUCAGUUCUUUCGAGCACGUACGAAUCGAAGAAGAAAAGAGCACCCAGUCUCCAGAGCCGGGCAAUCAAAUAAUCAAAGCAAAGGCCAAAUCGAAGUCCAGGAAAGCGGGGCCAUCUCGGGAAUCUGCGCCUUUAACUGAAGAGGUACCAGAGGCAGAAGAAGCUCAAGCACCGCGAGAAGUCAUCAAAGUAAACAAGAAGACAUACCGUGUUUUUACAGCAUUGUUCUACACACCUUCAGAGAAAGAUCCACCCGGAGAAAUUUCUUGGCAAGACUUUCUUCAAGCAAUGGCCGCGGGCGGGUUGAAUUCAGAAGCAUUGUAUGGCAGCAUCUGGCAUUUUACACCUCAAGAGCAACAUGCUGAUAAAUUGAAGAGAAGUAUUCAGUUUCAUCAACCUCACCCUGGGAAGCUUAGUCUCAGGACGGCCAGGUUUUUUGGACGACGCCUUAAUCGAGCAUUUGGUUGGGAUAUUGAAUUAUUUUCUCUAGCCUAA